GUAGUCUAGCAUCUUCGUUAUCACUUGUUGAUAUCACAGUUGCAGAUAAUCGGUAAUAAAGCAAAGGCAGUUGGACACUAUUUUGACCUCUUGGGAUUCCCUCCUGACGUAUGUGACCGUGGGGAUCCCCGUUCGGUUGAUUGGCGGAUAUAAGCCCCGUCCACCGGGUCCUAUUUCAACUCAUUCCAAACACUCGAAGUCAACUACAGUCUUUUGAGCUCUGCGGUCUACAAACACCUUUGUCAAGUUGUCUUGUCCUGAAGUCGGUGAUGGAUGCCUUACGGUCGGCUGGAAGAGCGAUCAUCCGAAGUCCAAGCAUCGCAAAACGGUCUUGGAAUUCCGGCAAACAUAAAAAACUUCCUGAGAACUGGACCGACACGAGGGAGACUGUUGUGGAGGGCAUGACCUUUAACCUCCGCCACCUAGGCAUGACCGUGGUGGACCAGGCCAAAGGAGAGGACCAAUCAGCAGCUGCUGUCAAGAGGAUCGUUGCCACGGCCAAAGCGGGAGGUAAGAAGCCUCCGAAGGUUUCUCUGAAGGUUUCUCCUCAGGGUAUAAUGCUCUACGAUAGUCUGACCAACCAGCUGCUAGACAACAUCUCCAUAUACAGGAUAUCCUACUGCACGGCGGACAAGCUGCACGACAAGGUGUUUGCCUACAUUUCCCAGAACACCCUCAACGGAACACUGGAGUGCCACGCCUACCUCUGCUCCAAGAGGAAAGUGGCCCAGGCAGUGACUCUGACUGUAGCACAGGCCUUUAAAGUGGCCUUUGAGUUCUGGCAGGUUGCCAAAGAAGAGAAGAGGGUGAAGUCCGGCUCGGCUGGAGAAGCAUCCGGCAGCUCUCAAUUAGAAGGAUCCAACAGCCUGGCUAGUCUGAAAGGAGAAGAUGUUGCCACGGGUAACCUACUGGACCUGGAGGAACGGACUCAUGUUGCCGUGGUUCUGGAAACCAAUGGCAACGAGGAGUUCCAGGUGGGCUGUGGGACCACACCG
Molecule: messenger RNA, 995 nt
Organism: Oncorhynchus gorbuscha (pink salmon)
Lineage: Eukaryota; Metazoa; Chordata; Actinopteri; Salmoniformes; Salmonidae
Product: low density lipoprotein receptor adapter protein 1-A-like
Exons: 7
Cellular component (GO): early endosome
Source: RefSeq, a predicted model, not a curated record